Saccostrea echinata is the source of this 857-nucleotide messenger RNA. Its product is annotated as centrosomal protein of 290 kDa-like. The transcript is spliced from 6 exons. Lineage: Eukaryota; Metazoa; Mollusca; Bivalvia; Ostreida; Ostreidae. The record is from RefSeq and is a predicted model, not a curated record. Bases 63 to 722 code for a protein of 219 amino acids.
CAGGGGUGUCUACCAAGGAAUUCCAGGUCAUUUUUGAAAAGAAUUAGAACUUACAGAGACAAAUGUUGGCCUUGUCUGAGGAAAAUAUUGAACUCAAGUUUGAGAAUGAGCAGUACAGGAAAGAUGCUCCAAGGCUUAAGGAAAGGAUAGCAGAUCUUCAGAGUUAUGUGGAGGCCCUCAAACAGGAAAACUCACAACUUGGAGGCAACACAGCCAGAUCUUUUGACUCAUUGGGCUCCAGUGGGAUCAGAAGGAUUGGGGAUAGUGGGAAAAGUGUGAGAGAAUUAGAGAAGACAAUAGCCCUCCUGAAGAAGGUUGUGGAGCGUGUACAGUUAGAGAAUGAAGAAUUAAAGAAAGCUCCUCACAUAGCAGGGAAUGAGGAACUGCAAAAACUGAGGCUGGAAAAUGCUGGACUCAAGGAUCAAUUGGAAGAAUUACGAAUGAAAAUGGGUGCCACACUUAGUGAGAGGUACACCACCACACAGAAGGGUACCGCCAAAAUGACGACAGAUUACGAGAAAAUGAGGAAAGAUCUCAUGAAGGAAAUUGAGUCCAAUGAGAAGUUAAGAAUGGAGAUCCAGAAUCUGGAGUUACAGAAGGAACAACUGAACAGCCAGCUCCAGGAUUCCAAGUCUAUGACAGGACUGGAGCGAGAACGUCCAGGUGGAUCCGGUACUAUGGACUCCAAGGGCUGGAAGUCAGCCGUCGUCACCCGCAUGUAGGAGGGGAAACUGAAAGAUCUAGAGAAGGAAAUGGAGAAAAAGAACAAAUUAUUGAGUGAUACUAAAACUUUACUGAAGGAGGCAGCAGAGAGGGAACAGAGGUUACUGACAGAGAACCAGGCUCUUAAACAGAAG